AUGAAAGUCGCAGCCUUACUGCUGGUCUGCGCAAUCAGUUUAGCUCAAGGAAAUGAUAUUGAGCUAAAUGAGAAUGGCUGCCCGAUAGACCACACUAUUGAAAAACUUUACCCCCACGAAAACUGUAACAAAUUCUACCAAUGCACGCACGGAAAUCUUGUAGUAAAGAAAUGUGCGUCGAACCUCUUCUUUGAUGUUGAAAAACAAGAAUGUGAUUGGUCUGAAACAGUAGACUGCGGUGAUAGGGUUGUCCCAGACGAGAAGGAAGAUGAGGACUGUGAUGAGAACGAAAACGAGAAUGGGGACGGCAAUGAAGAUGGCGAUGAUAACAAUGGAUCUUGCAACUGUAACCCCGGUGAGGCGCCUUCGAUUUGCGGUCGGGAAGGGUCUGACGGGGUUUUAAUCGCACACGAAAACUGCAACCAGUUCUAUAAAUGCUUCAAUGGCAAACCCGUUACAGUAAGCUGUCCCGGAAACCUUCUCUACAAUCCACACAAAGAAAUAUGUGAUUGGCCCGAAAAUGUUGAAUGUGGUGACAGAGUAAUUCCAGAAUGUGAUGACAAUAACAACGAUAACGACAAUGGUGGAGGUGGUGGAGGCGAUGGUGGUGAUGAUGGCGGUGAUGAUGAUGAGAAUGAUGGAACUUGCAACUGCAACCCCGGUGAAGCACCAUCGAUCUGCGGUCAGGAAGGUUCAGAUGGAGUUUUAGUCGCACACGAAAACUGCAACCAGUUCUACAAAUGCUUCAAUGGUAAGCCCGUCGCCAUGAAAUGUCCCGGCACCCUUCUCUACAAUCCUUACAGAAGCAUAUGUGAUUGGCCCGAAAAUGUAGAUUGUGGAGACAGAGUAAUUCCAGAACCUGAUGACGAUAACAACGAUAAUGACAAUGGUGGAGGUGAUGGAGGCGAUGGUGGUGAUGAUGGCGGUGAUGAUGAUGAGAAUGAUGGAACUUGCAAUUGCAACCCUGGUGAAGCACCAUCGAUCUGUGGUCAGGAAGGUUCUGACGGAGUUUUAGUGGCACACGAAAACUGCAACCAGUUCUACAAAUGCUUCAAUGGUAAGCCCGUCGCCAUGAAAUGUCCCGGCACCCUUCUCUACAAUCCUUACAGAAGAAUAUGUGAUUGGCCCGAAAAUGUAGAUUGUGGAGACAGAGUAAUUCCAGAACCUGAUGACGAUAACAACGAUAAUGACAAUGGUGGAGGUGAUGGAGGCGAUGGUGGUGAUGAUGGCGGUGAUGAUGAUGAGAAUGAUGGAACUUGCAACUGCAACCCCGGUGAAGCACCAUCGAUCUGCGGUCAGGAAGGUUCAGAUGGAGUUUUAGUCGCACACGAAAACUGCAACCAGUUCUACAAAUGCUUCAAUGGUAAGCCCGUCGCUAUGAAAUGUCCCGGCACCCUUCUCUACAAUCCCUACAGAAGAAUAUGUGAUUGGCCCGAAAAUGUAGAUUGUGGAGACAGAGUAAUUCCAGAACCUGAUGACGAUAACAACGAUAACGACAAUGGUGGAGGUGGUGGAGGCGAUGGUGGUGAUGAUGGCGGUGAUGAUGAUGAGAAUGAUGGAACUUGCAACUGCAACCCUGGUGAAGCACCAUCAAUCUGUGGUCAGGAAGGUUCUGACGGAGUUUUAGUCGCACACGAAAACUGCAACCAGUUCUACAAAUGCUUCAAUGGUAAGCCCGUCGCCAUGAAAUGUCCCGGCACCCUUCUCUACAAUCCUUACAGAAGAAUAUGUGAUUGGCCCGAAAAUGUAGAUUGUGGAGACAGAGUAAUUCCAGAACCUGAUGACGAUAACAACGAUAAUGACAAUGGUGGAGGUGAUGGAGGCGAUGGUGGUGAUGAUGGCGGUGAUGAUGAUGAGAAUGAUGGAACUUGCAACUGCAACCCCGGUGAAGCACCAUCGAUCUGCGGUCAGGAAGGUUCUGAUGGAGUUUUAGUCGCACACGAAAACUGCACCCAGUUCUACAAAUGUUCCAAUGGUAAGCCCGUCGCCAUGAAAUGUCCCGGCACCCUUCUCUACAAUCCUUACAGAAGAAUUUGUGAUUGGCCCGAAAAUGUAGAUUGUGGAGACAGAGUAAUUCCAGAAUGUGAUGACGAUACCAACGAUAACGACAAUGGUGGAGGUGAUGGAGGCGAUGGUGGUGAUGAUGAGAAUGAUGGAACUUGCAACUGCAACCCCGGUGAAGCACCAUCGAUCUGCGGUCAGGAAGGUUCUGAUGGAUUUUUAGUCGCACACGAAAACUGUUACCAAUUCUACAAAUGCUUCAACAACAAACCUGUUUCAAUGGACUGCCCCGUUAAUCUUCUGUACAAUCCUUACAAACAAAUUUGUGAUUGGCCUGAGAAGGUGAAAUGUGGGGACAGAAUAGAAAGUGUCUCCAUGAAUAAACAUUUGAGCGGACGUAGAUUUAGAGCAACCCCGGCAUCUUCCUCCCGCGCCCGCUCCGCGGCCUCCUUCUGUGGCAUCACACUAUCACAGAAAGAGACCAUCUUCGACCAACACCCCUCGCUUCUGAGCAUCGCGUUGAUGAUGCUCGGCAAGGAAAGGUCUCCGCCGGCAACCGCCACCAGGGAAUGCCUCUGA
Messenger RNA from Nymphalis io (European peacock), 2580 nucleotides. RefSeq names its product chondroitin proteoglycan-2-like. Gene Ontology annotation, cellular component: extracellular region. The transcript has 3 exons. Gene Ontology annotation, molecular function: chitin binding. Bases 1 to 2580 code for a protein of 859 amino acids. Lineage: Eukaryota; Metazoa; Arthropoda; Insecta; Lepidoptera; Nymphalidae. The record is from RefSeq and is a predicted model, not a curated record.